Molecule: messenger RNA, 3380 nt
Organism: Piliocolobus tephrosceles (Ugandan red Colobus)
Lineage: Eukaryota; Metazoa; Chordata; Mammalia; Primates; Cercopithecidae
Gene: CWF19L2
Product: CWF19 like cell cycle control factor 2
Exons: 19
Coding region: 329-2836 (835 amino acids)
Biological process (GO): mRNA splicing, via spliceosome
Cellular component (GO): post-mRNA release spliceosomal complex
Source: RefSeq, a predicted model, not a curated record
CUCUACGGCUUCUUAGCUUUACGAUGGCAACAAGUAUGGCGGCUGCUAGUGGCAGGUUUGAAAGUGCGAAGAGUAUCGAAGAGCGGAAAGAACAGACCCGGAAUGCAAGGGCCGAGGUGUUGCGCCAGUUGGAAGAGUUCUAAACCAGCUUAACUGCAAAUGAGAAGGAGCCAGCAGAGAAGAGGGAGAGGAGACUCUAAAGAGAAAAUGACUACAGCCGGAUUUUAAAGGGGAAGAGUGGGCGAUUAAUCUUGGAUAGGCCAAAGCCAAUUUUGAAAAAGAAGAAAGGCGUAAAGAACUUAAGCGACUUCGGGGUGAGGAUACAUGGAUGCUACCUGAUGUGAAUGAGCGAAUCGAACAAUUCUCACAGGAACACUCUGUGAAGAAAAAGAAGAAAAACAAGCAUUCCAAAAAAGCAAAGAAAGAGAAGAAAAAAAAGAGCAAGAAACAGAAGUAUGAAAAAAGCAAUGAGUCAUCUGAUAGCUCAUCAAGCUCUGAAGAUGAGUGGGUUGAGGCUGUUCCAUCCCAGACUCCUGACAAGGAAAGGGCCUGGAAAGUGAAAGAUGAAAAGUCAGAAAAAGAUGACACCCAAAUUAUCAAGAGGGAUGAGUGGAUGACUGUUGAUUUUAUGUGUGUUAAAACUGUGUCGUCAUCAUCACUCAAAGCUGAAAAGGAAACUAUGAGGAAAAUAGAGCAAGAGAAAACCCAAGCACUUAAGCAGUCCAAACUGAUGGAAAGAGAAUUGAAUCCAUACUGGAAGGAUGGUGGGACAGGUCUUCCACCCGAAGACUGUAGUGUGUCAUCGAUUACUAAAGUUUCAGUGGUAGAAGAUGGUGGAUUAAGCUGGCUAAGGAAGUCUUAUCUAAGAAUGAAGGAACAAGCUGAGAAGCAAAAUAGAAACUUUGAGGACAUUGUAGCCGAAAGAUAUGGGUCAAUGGAAAUAUUUCAGUCGAAAUUAGAAGACGCUGAAAAAGCUGCAUCCAUGAGAGAAGAUUAUAAACGGGAGCGGUGGAGGAAACCCACAUAUUCAGAUAAAGCACAAAAUUGUCAAGAAAGUGGAAAAUCAGACUUAGUAAAAUAUGAUAACAGUUCAAGGGAUAGAUAUGCUGCAACAGAUACUGCAAAAAAUAGCAAUACUGAUAAAUUUAUUGGUGAUGAAAAGGAUAAGAGACCUGGGUCUUUAGAAACAUGUGGAAGAGAAUCUAACCCAAGGCAAAAUCAAGAGUUUUCUUUUGGCAAUUUGAGAGCUAAAUUCUUAAGACCCUCUGAUGAUGAAGAGCUGUCAUUUCACAGUAAGGGCAGAACGUUUGAACCACCUAGUUCAUCUUCAGCAUUGGUAGCUCAGGGCUCUUUGCGUAGUGGUUUUAGAAAACCCACUGAGAACAAUGAAGAAAGAUUAACAUCAUGGAGUCGCUCUGAUGGGAGAGGAGGCAAGAAACAUUCAAAUCAAAAGCCACUGGAAACCAGUACUGAUGAAUACCAACAUGUUCCAGAAGAUACAAGAGAAAAAUCGCAAGAUGAAGGCUUGAGAGGCAACCCUCCAAAAAAAGAACAUCUACAGGACACAAAGUCUACAUUUGCUGGAAGUCCAGAGCAUGAGUCCAUUCACAUCCUGAGUGUUGAUGAGAAGAACAAGUUGGGAGCCAAGAUUAUCAAAGCAGAGAUGAUGGGGAAUAUGGAAUUAGCUGAACAACUUAAAGCUCAACUUGAAAAGGCAAAUAAAUUCAAAGAAACUGUAACACAGACACCAAAAAAAUCUGGGGUAGAGAAUGGAGACCAGCAAGAAGUAAUCCUUGUCAGAACAGAUCAGUCUGGAAGAGUAUGGCCUGUGAACACACCCGGAAAAUCUCUGGAAUCACAAGGAGGAAGAAGAAAGAGACAGAUGGUUUCAACCCAUGAGGAAAAAGAAAGGGUCAGAUACUUUCAUGAUGAUGAUAAUCUAAGCCUAAAUGAUUUAGUCAAAAAUGAAAAGAUGGGAACAGCAGAAAAUCAAAACAAGCUCUUUAUGAGAAUGGCAUCUAAGUUUAUGGGAAAACCAGAUGGAGACUAUUACACCCUGGAUGACAUGUUUGUCUCCAAAGCAGCUGAGAGAGAACGUCUUGGUGAAGAGGAAGAGAACCAACGGAAAAAAGCUAUUGCUGAGCAUCGGAGUCUUGCUGCACAAAUGGAAAAAUGUCUGUAUUGUUUUGACAGCUCUCAAUUUCCCAAGCAUCUUAUUGUUGCAAUAGGUGUUAAGGUUUAUUUAUGUUUACCCAACGUACGGUCUCUUACUGAGGGGCACUGCCUGAUAGUCCCUUUGCAGCACCAUAGAGCAGCUACUUUAUUGGAUGAAGACAUCUGGGAGGAGAUCCAGAUGUUCAGAAAAUCAUUGGUAAAGAUGUUUGAAGAUAAAGGAUUAGACUGCAUCUUUUUGGAAACUAAUAUGGGCAUGAAGAAACAGUACCACAUGGUUUAUGAAUGCAUUCCUCUGCCCAAGGAAGUGGGCGACAUGGCUCCCAUCUAUUUUAAGAAAGCCAUAAUGGAAUCUGAUGAAGAGUGGUCCAUGAACAAGAAGUUGGUAGAUCUCUCUUCCAAAGAUAUCAGAAAGUCUGUACCCAGAGGAUUACCUUACUUCUCUGUGGAUUUUGGCCUUCACGGAGGGUUUGCCCAUGUCAUUGAAGAUCAGCACAAAUUCCCUCAUUACUUUGGAAAGGAAAUCAUAGGUGGCAUGCUGGAUAUAGAACCAAGACUUUGGAGGAAAGGCAUCCGAGAAAGCUUUGAGGAUCAGAGGAAAAAAGCACUGCAGUUUGCUCAAUGGUGGAAGCCAUAUGACUUCACCAAAAGUAAAAGCUGUUGAGAUGUACCUUCCAUUUUAAAAUUUCUCUUCAGAUCCCGUUCAGUUUUAUUUCCACUGCAUCUAAUGAAGCAACUGACCCUCAGGUCGCAGGCAGAGAGUCACAGCAGCAGACUGCUCUGGGUCUGUGACAGCUGCACAUUAGGAGAUUGUGUUGUUUUUUUCCUCACCUGCUUCUAUGGACUUCAUUUUAGUCACCAUGGAGUAAAACAUAUAUUCAAUGAUCUGCUCACAUUCCUGCUCUCUACCUACUUCUUGGUAUUCCAAAUUGUUCAGUUAAUUUAGAGAAGGCCUUUUCUGAAGGGAUAUCUAGAAAGCAUAGGAAAUCCUUGGUUCAGAGGGAAGUGGGUCUGCUUCAUGGUCGUUAAGUCUAUUAUCUGACUUGUUUGCAUUUUUAAAAAUAAGACUUGAUUUAAUUUUAAUUUCAUAGGAUUUUAUAGAAAACCUCUUAAUUUUCUACUAGCAGUAUGUAGUAUCACUUCUAUUCUUUUUGUUAAAGGAAAAGGAAAUGUCCCCAAAGUAUUAAAGAAUUAAAUGAUGCUGAAAA